Porites evermanni is the source of this 330-nucleotide messenger RNA. NCBI's taxonomy places the organism in Eukaryota, Metazoa, Cnidaria, Anthozoa, Scleractinia, Poritidae. The record is from the annotation of a GenBank genome assembly.
ACAAAUUGGAUCCAGCGGAGCACGCAAAAUAACGCUGGUGGCGGGCAAAGAAGAGCUGAACUUGGAAGAUCUGCAAGAAGGCAACAAUUUGUUAUAAAAGUAAGUUCCUGGCGGUUUUAUAACCGGCAAGAAGAAGUCUUCAACCAAAAAUCGCCAAAAGUUAUAGAUCGCUUCGUCUUCAAUUAUCUUGCCGUUGAUAACGUGGGUCAAACAGCAGAUAACAGGCACACAGGCAGCAUGAUUUUUCCUUUCUUUCUUCUGGCGAGUAAAACCGACAAGCCUUUGGGAGAUGAUGCUUUUCAGAACCAGUCAGUAAAACUCAUCUGCUGA